AAUGCGCGUUGCCAGUCAGGUGACAGAUGUUUGCCGCUCGCAUUUACGCGCUGUUCCGAGAUUUUCAAACCACCUGAGGGGGGCAAAGAUAAAGCGAUAUCGCGGCGCAUUUGCUCUUUCGCUAGCACAAUGAGUGCCGGCACCCCAAAAACUCUGCCGUCGUCGGGCCAGAAAUCUAUCCAGGACAUCUGCCACCCGCUAUCAACCGAGGAGUCCGUCCUCACACCCAGCCCAGAUGCAGCAAACACCAGCAGCAGCAUCGGCCACAGGGACCUGAGUCUCCCCAAUGGCAAUGCAGUGGACACGUCCAGCCCGGCCUCAUCCUCCUCACUGCUAAAUCGCUUGCAACUGGACGAUGACCUGGAUGGAGAGACGCGGGAUCUCUUUGUGACCGUGGACGAUCCGAAGAAACACGUGUCCGCCAUGGAGACGUACAUCACAUACAGGGUGUCUACUAAGACUACAAGAACAGAGUUUGACCUCCCCGAAUAUUCAGUGCGGCGGCGCUAUCAGGACUUUGACUGGCUGAGGAACAAACUAGAGGACAGCCAACCAACCCACCUGAUUCCACCUCUUCCCGAGAAAUUUGUGAUGAAGGGAGUGGUGGAUCGUUUUUCAGAGGAAUUUGUCGAGACGAGAAGAAAAGCUCUGGAUAAGUUUUUGAAACGGGUCGCUGAUCACCCUGUCCUUUCCUUCAAUGAGCACUUCAAUGUUUUCCUGUCUGCCAAGGAUUUGAAUAAAAGGCAAGGUUUAGCUCUGCUAUCCAAGAUGGGCGAGUCUGUGAAGUAUGUGACCGGUGGCUACAAGCUGAGAGCGCGGCCGGCAGAGUUUGCAACGAUGGGCGACUAUCUGGACAUGUUCACGCAGAAACUAGGCACCAUCGACAGGAUAGCACAGAGGAUCAUCAAAGAGCAGUCAGAGUACCUGGUGGAGCUGAGAGAGUACGGGCCGCUCUAUUCCUCAUGGGCCUCUUCCGAGCAUGAGCUCCAGGAGCCGUUGGACGGCGUGGCAGGCUGCGUGGCUAACUGCUGCAGCGCUCUGGAGGAGCUCACAGAGGACAUGAGUGAUGACUUCCUACCUGUCUUGCGAGAAUAUGUCCUCUACAUUGAGUCCAUGAAGAAUGUACUGAAGAAGAGGGACCAAGUCCAGGCUGAGUAUGAGGCUAAACUGGAAGCUGUAGCAUUCCGUGAGGAAAAGAGGACAACAGUGCCCACAGAUGUGGAGAAAUGCCAGGACCGGGUGGAGUGCUUCAAUGCUGACCUGAAGGCUGACUGGGAGCGCUGGCAGAACAACAAACGGCAAGAUUUCAGACAGCUCCUGACCGGCAUGGCAGACAAAAACAUCCAGUACUAUGAAAAGUGCCUUGCAGCAUGGGAGUCCCUCAUUCCAAUCUUACAGGACAAACAGGAAGCCAAAGUAGAGACGAACUGAGCAUGUGUAUGGGUCACCUGCUCUCGGGGUUGUGACCUGGUAAGACCUGUGUGAGACCUUGGUGGCGUCUCCUCAUUUUUUUUGGCCAUCUGGGGACCCGAUAGAUCUGGGGAGCAAGAUGGGCUUUACAGAGGCCGUACGAUAUUUUGUUGCGUUUAGGUUUUUUUUUUUUUUAUUAUUAUUAUUGUUUAUUUAUGAUAUCCCAUCCAAGCACCUCUUCCUUCCGUCUGGUCUUGGAAGAACAUGCAAUUUGGUGUUCUACUGAAGCACAGGGAGACAAACCACAGAAUCCAGUUUUCUGGAUUUCUCCUCUGAAAUAUUGUGCACAGAAAAAGAGAAGUACAACAAGCUACAUUUUCGCCAAUGAUUUUCCAUAAAUUCCGCUUACUCUCAGCAUGGUUCCCUUUCAUCGAUGCCUCGUUGUCGUCGCUGUUGUCCCAUGCAUCGUGACCACGAAGAGACAUGCCAAGGAUCAUCCACAUUCCUCUCACCAAAGUUUGAUGUGUUUUUGUUUGCUUGUUUCUUUUUGUGUUUCAGGAACACUAUGGAUCUGAUGCUGUGAAAUGGCAUGAGCUCAUAUCUACUUUAUUAUACUUGUGAUUUAUGUUUUUGUUUGUUGACUCUGAAUGAAGGUUCUCAUCUCAGUCGUAUGAGACUCAGAUGCUUUUCAUAAUCACUCUGGAUUGUUGGGCCCAGCUUUCCACAGGUUGUUGUGUUUUUUAAAUUAAAGGUAGCUUUCAGAUGAAAGCUGCUAGGAAUAUGAAAUGCAUUCAGACCACUCGGGGAGGAAUUUCUUUUCACAGAGAUGAUCAUUUCUCAGAGGGACAUGGAACACUUAAUCUAAUCUUAGCCAGUCUUAACACUAACAAGUACUAAUUAGGAAUUAACUCUGGGAUUUAAGCACAUUCUAUUGAUAUACUUUUCAGAGCACGGGGUUGAGAUCUAGGAGUUGUUCUUUAGAAGACUGGAACUUUAUUAUUUUGUUCUUGUAGAAAAAGCUGCUGUGGAGCAAAAGGAGAAUCUAAUACUUUACUUAGGGAUGGUGUUCAUAGGGCUAUGUGAUGCCUUCCUAAGGACAUCAAGACAACUAACGUCAACCUACAUAAAAAUAAUAGGACAUGACACCCAAGUCAAGUGACAUGUUUGCUGAUUUAAAGCUACAAAAGACUGCUGGUAUAACCUAAAAAAUUAUAAAGGCUCAUUCCAACAGGUCAAAAUUGCCAUGAGUGCUUUGUUCAAUUAUGUAAGAACACCCAAGUCGUGUUCAUUUCCAAACUUAUAUGACCCUGACAUGACAAGCGUACCUUGAAUUUCAUCUGUCGUCUGUCUUUGUAACCAUUCUAACAUGUCAUAGACCAACCCUAUUUCAACUGGGACAACAAACAUUCAUUUAGAAAGUUUUUUUUAUUUAUGGCUGAUGACUUAAAGAAGCUAUGACGCUUCCUAGGCCAACAUGUGACUUGCCAUAGCAGAAGUCUAAUGAUGUACAAAGUCAUCCGUUAUGUCGUUCUAAUACCAGUCAUAACACAACCUUAUGUCAGUUGGACAAAUGGACAAAUCACCUCUUAUUAUUAAAGCUGUUGCAUAUUGGAUUAAGCCUUUAAAAUUUUUUACAGGUCAAAAGAUCAUGUCCUUAUGUCAAUUGGACAAUUCUUGCAUAUUGGACUAGGCCUUUAUACAUCUUUAUAUUGCUUCAUCAGUUGCCAUAAUGGAUUUAUAUACACUUGUCAAGUAGCUUUAUAAACACAAGUGUUGCUGAAAAAUGAUACCUGUGCUCCAUUUAAGCCCACUGUUUGUAAUGUUGGAGAACAGUAUGCUCUCAGUGUCAGCCUGUGGGAAAACAUUUAUCUUACGCAAGUACACACAGAUUCGUUAGUUAAAGUUUGAAUUAUGCUCAGUCUAGAAAGUUUAUACACACUACACUGUUAUAACAGCAGUCUUAAUAUUCAGGGUGACCGUGUACACAGCUUUUCUGUCCACCCUGCUACAACACACCACUGAGCCUCUAAUUAGCUGCAUGUGUUAUUCACAACUUAAGCUACAGGCCGUGCCAGUCAUGUCUCAGUACUCCUGUGGCCUCUAUCUCUCUCUCCGUCUCUCUCAGAGCUGUAUGCAGCUGUUACCAGGCCUGCUGUUGUAUAUUCUUACGGCUCCUUAUUCUGUUGGGUGUAUUUUAUUGCGGGAAAGCGAAUUCUCUCUGUUCAAAUCUGCAAGUGAGAAUUUUAGCUGUAACUAAAAACCAUCUGAUGUAUUUGUCUUAAAAACAAUUGCACUCAUCUCAUUAGAAAGUGCUUUAAAGAUCAGACAUCCUGUUUUUUUUUCCUGUUUUAUUUGUCGAUUUUCUAAAUUUUCUAUGUUAAUAUUAUUCCAGAUUUGCAGCGUGACAGGUUAGGCGUAGGUUAAGUAUGAAUACAAGAGUGAUGUAACGUGCAGCCCUAGCGCCAUCUGCUGGAUGGGAAUCUUAUUGUUUUUUCCACUAUGAACAGGUCUGAAAGAAAAGCUCCAUCCUGCAACACACUGAAUAUGAUUAUGGUGAAUUAUUUACGAUUCAAAGUUCAAGAGGGCAAAAUGAAGCUGAAUUAAGACUUAUGAUCAUGUUGAUGGCGGUAUUAGAAUAAAUCGCCAGAGGAUCAUGGGUUAAUUUUUAGGUAACUAUUAAUAUGCAAGCGGGGUUUUCCUUUAUGCUCAUAAAGGCGAAGAAUAGUUUGAUCAGUGGGUUUUGUGAACAUAACAGACGCCGACUGUGCAUGUUUUUUUGUGGUGCAAUAUAAGAGACACUCCACGUUUCCACUCGUAACCAAAUCCUUCUGCUUUCUUUUAAUCUCUGUAACAGUUCUGUAAAGCAUUAGUGUGAUAAUGAAGGCAGCUACACUACACUUAGUCCUGUGUGACUUUGUGAAAAAUUUUUUGGGGCGGGAUUAAUACUUUAGACCUAUGUAAAUUGACCAACUGAGUUGAUUUUUUUUUUUUUCCCCAUUCUGGAUGGACACAGGGCAAAUUACAAGUUCAUCAGAUUUCAUGAGCAACAACAUAAGCUUUCUUUUCUUUUCUUUUAACUCUUUUCUUGCUCGAGUCCGAUGGCAGUGAGGCGUGUUCGAUUGUAAAUAGCAUUUGUCAGCCUGACUUUUUUGUAAUGUCGAAAUGAAACUGCUUUGUAAAGCUGACUUCUGUUUAAGAGAGUCAGCAAGUCUGUGUGAGGCUGAAAGGGGGGAGAAGUUCAAUAUGGCGGUGAAUAUUUUGUAAUAUUAAUAUAAUUUAUAGACCAAAAAAGGUUUGUAGCCCUCGGUUCUCCCCUAAUUUUUUUUUUUUUUCCUUUGUGUGAAUUGUUUACUGUAACAUUAAUGUAAAUGUCACUGUUUCAAUUGCAGGAAAAUGACAUUGAUGUUUUGAAACUAUAUCUUUACCGAACAUAUUUUAAAUAUUGAACCAAUUAAAAAGGAUUGUGUUAAUGCUUUUUGGAUAGUUUAUGUAUUCUUUUUUUUUUUUUUUUUUAUUGGAAAGUGUUGCACACUUGGUGUAUACCCUGUACAUUCCAUCAGCGAUUUCACUUCUGAAGCAUGAAUAACAUUUUCAAUGCAAAUGACACAAUGUAAGGCAGAUGCUAAAAAAAUGAAGGCACUUUAUCGAUGAACAAUAUGAGCAUUAAACCAUCUUGAGGACUAUAGCUAUGAAUCUUUUGCCCAAAAUACAAAAAAUAAUGACUAGAAAGUAUAUGUAAAUGGAAAAUAAAAUAAACUUAAAAAAAAGACAUUGCACUAAUUAAAGGCAGGAUUAUGAUUGAUGCAUUUUUGUACUUUUUCCAUACAAAGCGGUCUCAAAUAAACACUGUUUAUAACACACAACUAAGAAAAAUAUAUA
Molecule: messenger RNA, 5289 nt
Organism: Hemibagrus wyckioides
Lineage: Eukaryota; Metazoa; Chordata; Actinopteri; Siluriformes; Bagridae
Gene: snx30
Product: sorting nexin family member 30
Exons: 9
Coding region: 130-1431 (433 amino acids)
Molecular function (GO): phosphatidylinositol binding
Source: RefSeq, a predicted model, not a curated record